Molecule: messenger RNA, 1627 nt
Organism: Emys orbicularis (European pond turtle)
Lineage: Eukaryota; Metazoa; Chordata; Testudines; Emydidae
Gene: TTYH3
Product: tweety family member 3
Exons: 14
Coding region: 1-1575 (524 amino acids)
Cellular component (GO): plasma membrane
Molecular function (GO): volume-sensitive chloride channel activity; intracellularly calcium-gated chloride channel activity
Source: RefSeq, a predicted model, not a curated record
AUGGCGGGGGUCAGCUACUCGCCGCCCUGGUGGGUGAGUCUCCUGCACCGCCUGCCGCACUUCAGCCUGCGCUGGGAGGCCGCCAGCGCCGACUUCCGCCCGGAGGACGCCGAGUACCAGCAGGCCUUGUUGCUGUUUGGUGGUGUUGCCCUGUCCUGCCUUGCUCUGGAUCUCCUCUUCCUCCUCUUCUACUCAUUCUGGCUGUGCUGCCGCCAUCGAAAAAGUGAAGAGCAUUUAAAUGCGGAUUGCUGCUGCACUGCUUGGUGUGUUAUCAUAGCGACCCUUGUCUGCAGCGCUGGCAUCGCUGUUGGCUUCUAUGGAAAUGGGGAGACCAGUGACGGCAUCCACCGGCUGACAUACUCACUGCGACAUGCAAACCGCACGGUGGCUGGGGUCCAAGACCGGGUGUUGGACACUGCAGUGGCCCUGAACCAAACUAUGGAGCCGAACCUGCUGAUCCUUGAGGAGAUGUUCAUGAAACAGACUGAUUACCUGCACGUCAUCCAGAAACUCCAGGGCCUCUUGGAUGAUUUGGUCAGGCAAACAACAGAGAUUCCUUUCUGGAAGAAUGAGGAACUGUCAUUAGAGGAACUGGCUGUUCAGAUUGAUCUAUAUGACUGGUACAGGUGGCUGGGAUACCUGGGCCUACUUCUAUUCCAUGUGCUGAUCUGUUUGCUGGUGCUCUUUGGACUAAUUAGAAAUUCCAAGGCCAUUCUCAUUGGGGUAUGUCUUCUAGGGGUGCUUGCUCUAAUUGUCAGUUGGGGAUCCUUGGGUCUGGAACUGGCUGUUGCAGUGGGCUCCAGUGACUUCUGUGUUAACCCUGAUGCCUACAUCUCUAAAGUGGUGGAGGAUUAUGCAGUGCUCAGUACUGAUACUCUACGCUAUUACCUUGCCUGUAAUGCUGGAUAUCCAAACCCCUUUCAGCAGAAGCUGUCAGGAAGUCACAAAGCCCUGGUGGAGAUGCAGGAUGAUGUGUUGGAGCUGCUCAGGUCAGCCGUCCGAGAGUACCCCACCUCCAAGGAGUACCUUACUCGGAUACAGGAGGUUCUAAACUCCACCGAGAUCAAUUUGCAGCACCUGACUGCGCUGGUAGACUGUCGUAGUCUUCAUUUGGAUUACGUCCAGGCUCUGACAGGCUUCUGCUACGAUGGAGUGGAAGGGCUCAUUUACCUGGUUCUCUUCUCCUUUGUCACGGCUCUCAUGUUCAGUUCCAUUGUAUGCAGCGUCCCACACACUUGGCAGCAAAAAAGGAGCUCGGAUGAUGAUGGGGAGGAGGAAUCUACUGCUCAAGGGAACAGACAAACCCACGAUAAUCUGUACAGGGUGCACAUGCCCAGCCUCUAUAGCUGUGGGAGUAGCUAUGGCAGUGAGACCAGCAUUCCAGCGGCCGCGCACACAGUCAGCAAUGCUCCUGUCACGGAGUACAUGAGCCAGAAUGCAAACUUCCAGAACCCCCGCUGUGAGAACACGCCUCUGAUUGGCCGGGAGUCUCCACCUCCCUCAUACACCUCCAGCAUGAGAGCCAAAUACCUCGCUACCAACCAACCUCGCCCAGACUCUGGCAGUGUGCAUUAAAAACAACGCAGACACAGUAAAACUAAACAAACGUGCCAACUGCUGCUACUCU